This is a messenger RNA of Pyrenophora tritici-repentis Pt-1C-BFP, 1540 nucleotides long. NCBI's taxonomy places the organism in Eukaryota, Fungi, Ascomycota, Dothideomycetes, Pleosporales, Pleosporaceae. The record is from RefSeq and is a predicted model, not a curated record.
AUCUCUGCUUCUUUCUACUUUUUCCUGGCCACUGCUAUUAAGAACCAAAAUGUCGAACAGUCAGCUAUACACAGGUGCUCUAGUUUUACUUGUCAUCUAUCUAGUGAUUAGUCCUAUCAUUAGAGCGUUGAUGACACCGCUUCGCAGCGUGCCUGGUCCGUUUCUCGCACGUUUCACGCGUCUCUGGGAAUUACGUGCGGUGCGUAAACACGAUUUUGCAACCUAUAAUAUAGCCCUACAUGAGGAAUACGGACCUGUUGUUAGACUUGCGCCGAAUCGAUACAGCGUCAACGACACUGGAGCUUCUAGGGUCCUUCUAGGCUAUCACAACGCCCUAGACAAGUCGAAUUACUACACUCCAUUUGGAGAUCCGUCCCAGGGCAAUUUGUUUAGCGAAGUUAAUGUUCAGAUCCAUGCCAACAUUAGACGCCCAAUCAGUCAAUUGUAUUCAAACAACAAUUUGCUCUCGUAUGAGCCGUUCGUAAACGCAUGCAACAGUAUUUUACUUAGAAGACUAAAAGAAUACUCGGGCAGUGGAAAACAACUUAAUGUACGACAUUUAAUGCAAUACUAUGCAUUUGAUGUGAUUGGAGAGAUCACCUUAGGUUCGAGGUUUGGAUUUAUGGAAGAAGAUGGCGACAAGGCAGGUCUCAUUACUGCUAUUGACGAAGGGCUCGAUUACGGCGCCAAAGUUGGGCUUAUUCCUGAGGUGCACUGGGCCUUAUGCAAGGCGGCCGAAUAUCUGGGUAUAAAGUCGCCCUUCAUGAAGGUCAUGGAUUUCAUCCUUUUACAGAUUCAGAACCGUGUCUCGGGGCAGACUAUAUCUCCAAAAGAUCGCCAGGACUUCCUUGACAAGCUGCUGCCGCUUGAAAAAAAUGGCAAAGCUACUCGACUCGACACAAUAAACGCUUGCGGAAGCAAUAUUGGAGCAGGCUCAGAUACGACGGCCAUCUCGUUGACCGCCACCAUCGCCUACCUAUCCAUGCAUCCAGACGUACUCGCUAAGUUACGGGAAGAACUCGACGAUGCUGUAAACAGAGGCGCAGCAUCGGACCCAAUUACGUUCAAGGAGUCUCAAAAGCUACCCUAUCUUCGUGCAGUAAUUCAGGAAACACUUCGCAUGCAUCCUGCGGUUGGCGCACCCUUGACACGUAUUAUCGGCAUCGGCGGUGCAAAUCUUGCAGGGCGUUAUUUUCCUGCUGGUACUGAAGUCGGCGUCAACCCAUGGGUUAUCCAUAACAAUAAAGAGAUUUUUGGUCCAGAUGCUUCUAAAUUCAGACCGGAGCGUUGGUUAGUGCAGGACGCUGAGAAGCGUGCAGUGAUGGACCGGAACUUCCUUACAUUUGGUGCUGGAUCGCGGACAUGUAUUGGUAAGAACAUCAGCUUGUUAGAGAUGUACAAAGUCAUCCCGCAGAUCGUAAAAAAGUUUGAUUUUCAAGUGGUGGCAGAUAGUAAGCAUGGAGAGGGAUACAUGUGGAAGACAUUAUUCUUCGCGAAGCAGACUUUAUACUGUAUUGUCAAAGAAAGAGCGUGUGUAUAG